GGUUUCUCUCUGUGGUGCAGGUCACUCCCUCCGUACUGUCAGCAGCUCUCUACGCGGUUCAAACUUACAGUCGCACUGAACCAGUCCUGUUCCCUCCGUCUCUUUUUUUUCCAGGCUUUUGAGUUUUUAAAGGGGGGAUUUGUUUUUAGUAAUGUGUUAAAGUCCGUGGUCUCCACCGGGAGGAAUUACCGUGUUUUCUUCGCUUUUAGUUGGAAAACAGCGGGGGGAAAUGUCCAGUUGAGGAUUGGAAAUCCUGAAAACCGCAGGGCCUGUUUUUGUAAUGAUUGAUCAAUGCUUCGACAAUGGCGCUAAAGGCACAGGUUUUAUAUGACUUCACUGCUGAGCCUGGAAACAACGAACUGACGGUGAAAGAAGGCGAGACGAUCACUGUCACCAAUCAGAAUAUUGGAGGUGGCUGGAUUGAAGCACAGAACUCCAGAGGGGAGGUGGGACUGGUGCCAGAAGACUACAUCGAGCUCAGUAAGCCGUUUCCAUCGUUCCCAGGAGCAGCAGCUACAGCACCUACUCCAAGUGUAGGAAAUGUUGCAGCUCCGGACCUGUCCUUCUUUGAUGCCUACGCUCCUGCAUCAACACAAAACCAGGUGGAUGCUGGGGGCUUGAGUCCCCAGCCGGACACCCCCGACACCCCAGUUUCCCCCUACCUUUCGUCCCCUGAUGAGGCUAGUAACGGUAAUGAUCCGUGGUCGGUGUGGAACGCGGACCCCUCAGGGGGCUCCAACAACAAUUGGGCGUCAAAUCCGGAGGGCACCCAGACUGGGAAGGCUGCUGCUGACCCCUGGGGCUCUGUAGCACAGGGCCACCCUCAGGCUUACCAGGGCCCAGGAGGAGAAGAUGAUGAGUGGGAUGAUGAGUGGGACGACAUGAAGUCCACCGGAGGUUACGCCGAGUCAGAAUCUGGAGACGGUGGAGCAAUGCAGAGAGGCGGAGCUCACGCAACUUCAAUGAAAAUCUCCCUCAACAAGUUCCCUGGGUUCUCCAAGUCCGGUCCAGAGCUCUACCUCCUAUGCAAGCAGCUUGCUAAGGGCAAAGACAAGCUUCCAAUCUAUAUGGGAGAAGUUGGUCCCGUGUGGUCUUACCCAGAAACUCAGCUGGACUGUGUGGUGGCUGAUCCUAAGAAAGGCUCAAAGAUGUACGGCCUCAAGAGCUACAUUGAGUACCAGAUCACACCCAGUACCACAAACAGACCAGUCAAUCACAGAUACAAGCACUUUGAUUGGCUGUAUGAGAGGCUCCUGGAUAAAUUUGGCUCAGCUAUCCCCAUCCCCUCUUUACCAGACAAGCAGGUGACAGGGCGUUUUGAGGAAGAGUUUAUAAAAAUGCGUAUGGAGCGGUUGCAGGGCUGGAUGACCAGGAUGUGCAGGCACCCAGUUGUUUCCAGCAGUGAAGUUUUCCAGCUGUUCCUCACCUACAAGGAUGAGAAAGACUGGAAGAUGGGGAAGAGAAAAGCAGAGAAGGAUGAGACCGUGGGAGUGAUGAUCUUCUCCACAAUAGAGCCUGAAGCUCCAGAUCUAGAUCCUGUAGAAGUGGAACAGAAAUGCGAGCAGUUCAGCAGGUUUACCAAAGCCAUGGAUGACGGAGUGAAGGAAAUCCUCACAGUGGGACACGAGCACUGGAAGAGAUGUACAGGCCCUUUGCCAAAAGAGUACCAGAGAAUUGGCAAAGCCUUCCAAAACCUCUCGUCUGUCUUCAACAGCAGUGGAUACCAAGGUGAGUCAACCCUGACUGACGCCAUGACAGAAGCGGGGAAGACGUACGAGGAGAUAGGUCAGAUGUUUGCAGAGCAGCCCAAGAAAGACCUCCAUUUCCUCAUGGAGACAAACAAUGAAUAUAAGGGUCUUCUAGGAUGCUUCCCAGACACCAUUGGAGUCCAUAAGGCAGCCAUAGACAAGGUGAAGGAGGCCGACAAGCUGGUGGCCACCAGUAAAAUUACCCCUCAGGACAAAGUCACAAUGGCUAAACGAGUCAGCACCAUGUCUUACACUCUACAAGCUGAGAUGAACCACUUCCAUAGCAACCGUAUCUAUGACUACAACAGGGUCAUGCAGUUGUACCUGGAAGAACAAGUCAAGUUUUACGAGACGAUUGCUGCAAAGCUGAGACAAGCGCACGGUCAGUUCACUACGAUGUGAAAGCCGUCAGUCUCGCACUACAAGAAAAGAAGAGUUUAAACCAGCUCAACAUCCAAAAUAUUCUUGCUUACACUGCAUUCUUUUCCCUCCCUUUAAUUUAAAUUUCACUUCUCUCUUUGUUUGGCUCUUACCUCAUCUCUUCCUUUACUACCCGUGCCCACAGUCCCAGCUUGUGGUGUCACAUUUGUCCGUUGCACUCAGAAGUUUCAGAACAGUUUGUGAGCAUGUGCAGCCGCUGAAAAGGCUUUGGCACUUGUGGGUUUUUAGGGUCAGCCAUGAGAGUAGAGUAAGACACACUAUUUGCACACAUCCUUUCCUCUGUCCAAGGUCCAGAGCUUGUUACACGGGAAGUAAACAUACACUCUGCAGUUGCUUCAUUCCCUGAGUCAGACCCCUGAGUUCUCCUUAUGUGAUACAAGUCAAGUUUAUGCAAAAGGGUGCAAAAGAGCACUAUGCUGCAGUUUUUCAAACUUUGUUCAAUGUUAAAAAAAAAAGGUUAAGGAAAUGAUCUACACAUGUAGCAAAACUGUUAUCUGCACAGUGAUGUAGUGACACAUGGAUAAUAAAAACCAAAGCCAUUCUUCUUCCUGCUUAGGGACAGCCAGGGAGUUGAUUUUUAAAGGCAGCUUUGACAGGUGUAUCAGAGCUUUACUGCCUCUUUCUCAGCCAGUGUUUGGUUUAUUUGAAUCAUUUUUGCCUCUAUAAAAACUGCUAACACUCAAGAGUCACUUAACACCAUUAGUAGAAGCAGUGGAGCGUUCCUUCAAGAAAGAACAGUCUUGGAAGAGUUGGCAAAGGCAGAGCGUGUGUCCUCUGUUAUAUCCACUGCUGGCAGUGCCAAGCCCUCUUUCAUCCUGCACUUCCUCAAAAGCUAACAGGAAGCUCCACCUCCUUCCUGUCUUGCCCACGUGCCUCGCACCCUUUGGGGAAGAUAGAAGAAGCUUGAGUCCAUAGCCCCCCAGCCUGCGUACCAUGACACUGCAGUUUACAUUUCAGGGCAGAAGACAAAAUGGGGGAUAAAUAACACUCAGGUUGGGGUUCAUCACUUUAAGCAUUGUACAUUUUUGCCGAAAGUCAGUGAAUCAGUUCUUCCCUGCAGACGGUGCCAAACAUGAUUCUUAUCUCCCAGUUCUUGUGAAGAAUAUUUGUCAUUUUUGAUCAGAUUAUGGUGUUUUAGAUGAAGGUGUAACAGCAAUGUUACUGAAAGAAUCUGUACUAUAAGAGUUUGGGACAGAGCCAUGGAUUAUAUCAUGUAUGCAUUUUUUCUUUGUUGCUUUUCACCACACAGUUUUCAAUCAGCCUCUAAUCUUUUUCACUCUUUGUUUUCUUAUCACUUGAUACAAGAAAAAUAUACAUAUUAUAUAUAUAAAUAUAUAUAUAUAUAUUCUAUCAGACCUAUCAGGUGCUUCUUGUCAUUGAGAUACUAUUUUAUGUAUAGAAGUAUUUUCAAUACAGUGCAACUCAGAGAGGAGCAAAAAUUCAGUUUGAUUUAUUAAACAAUGAUUUGUAUUCA
Molecule: messenger RNA, 3663 nt
Organism: Lates calcarifer (barramundi perch)
Lineage: Eukaryota; Metazoa; Chordata; Actinopteri; Centropomidae
Gene: snx9b
Product: sorting nexin 9b
Exons: 19
Coding region: 303-2150 (615 amino acids)
Biological process (GO): plasma membrane tubulation; intracellular protein transport; mitotic cell cycle
Cellular component (GO): plasma membrane; cytoplasmic vesicle
Molecular function (GO): phosphatidylinositol binding; protein binding
Source: RefSeq, a predicted model, not a curated record